UCUGCUGGUUGUGUUCUUGCAACCAUCAGCAGCAGAUAUACAGCGAUCAUAAGAAAAGUGCUAAGUGAAAAAAAGGUAACCGCAGAAAAACCAAAAAAGUUCUAUCCCGAAGCUCGGGUAACGUGUAACGUUGUAAACUGCGCAUUCUAUACACCCGAAAAACCCGUUUGAAUGUCGCAGCGUCGCGCGGUACGUGCUCCGAUUGGCAAAUAAUCGACACCAAAGUUGGUCACUAUCGACGGAGAAGGUCAGAAAGUGUGCCCAAUUUUUCCUGAUUGCGCAGCACACGCACAGCGAAGAAUAGUGCAGAAAUUUUUGCUGGAGUUUGGUCGUCGUGAAGUCGCGAGAGAGACGUCGGCGACGAGAAGAAGAGGAAAACGCAUUGCCUUGCCUCUGGCCCAUUCAUUGCAGAAAAAGAAGCACUUCUAUUGUGCGUGUCGCCCGACGUCUGAUUUAUACCGUUGUAAACGCGAGCCUAGCUAAGCAGAAGAAAUCGAACGAAGAUGGAUCAUUUUUAAUUGUAAAUAUUUCUCCUACUAUACGAUGAUGGCUGGUUUUGUUUUUAGCUCGAGUGCCUGAGGUGUGUAGAUUUUGGAUCAAGACUGAGCAAUUGUAUAUAGGUAUAAAGUUAAGUUUGGCCUUGCAAAAAUUAGUAGAAGCGAAAAAGUUUAAAAAAUGGAAAAAGUGUGUUCCUCCACGUAUGGUCGUAGCUGAAACCUGGUUCCGCUGCUUUUCAAAAUUACGGAAUAUCGGCAGUCGACAGUGUGCAGCUCUACCGUCCCGGAGUAUAAGGCGGAAACCCUCACCUUGAAGGUCGACUCGCAACAUCGUUCACAAUUACGGCACGGAUUAACUGGUCCGUCUACGAGCGUGGGCUGUUCAGCAUAAUUUGGAUUUUUUCUUUGACCCCGCGCCGACAGCCAACGACGACACCGUCAACCGAAACGCCGGGCGUUGUUGAAUGAGCUCCCGUGGAUCCCACAGCAGAUAAUGGCAGAACAAUGUAUCGUCACCAUUAAGGAAGAGCAACAGCAUCACCAGUGCAACAGUCCACCCCUGGGGGUGGUUCUACAUGACUCAUCGACGGUGACCGGAAGUUCUCCGAUAACUAUCAUCACACCGACGGCCGGGACUGGUGCUACCGUGCUUCACCCCACGACAGCAUCCGGUUCGUCGACACCCACGCAAACGGGAACGAUCGGUUGCGAUGACCAGGAGGACGACGACGGCGAUGUGGACGGACGACGAGAGGAAGUCUACGAGUGGUUUUAUGUUGACAAACUAGCAAAUGUGGGCACGCAUCCACCUGGCGGCCAGAUCCAGCUGGAAACACCAGGGGCUGUUGAGGAGAAAAGCGGCGGUGGCGGAUUGAAUGUAGCGAAACCAAAGCGAUUGAGCGAUGAGUUCUACUCAGCAAAUGAUGAUUACGAUGAAGACGAAGACGAUGAAAUGGUUGGCCGAGGUGUAAAUAAUUGUAACAGUUUAGAUGAUAAGUGCAAAGAUGAGUUAAACGUAAGGAACCGUGGCGAUGCAGACUCGGAAGGACAUGCCAGUUUAAGUGAGAUUAAAAAUUUAAGUAUCACUAACAGUGGUACGGAGCAAAGUGAAGAUCAAUUCGAACGGGAUGAAAUUUCCAUUUCUGAUCAGAUCUAUAUCAACGAAGAAACAUCUUCUUGCAGUAGCGGGCAUCAACGUUCGGCAUCUGAUGAGGGAGAGGCAGCAGCAGCUGGUGGAGCUCAAGAAAUUCAAGAGCAUUCUCCACUGGCAGUGGAUCCACCGAUGGCGAUGGAACAAGGAGACGUAAUGGAAAACAAAAACGUUGUCGUUAGAGCAGAUCUUCUCAAUGAUGCACACGAUAAUAACGACAACGUUGAGGAUGAUGGCGAUGAGUUAGAUGAAGAUGUGCAAUCUAUCGAUGCAAUCGAACGUCGGGAAUUCGAACUGGAGCAAAAGCUGACUGGAGGAAUUAUAAUUAAAAAUAGCGCGUUUAAACCCGAUAGACUGAAUUUAGAGUUUAGAAGUAUAAGUAGUAUUAAUAGAAGUCGCGAGGAUGAACUGGCGCAGAAAUCUCAGGCCGAGCGCAAGAUUCAGCUUACGACAACGCCAACUAGCAGUAGACAGCACCUACAGAAAAGUGGCAGCAGUAGCGCAACUAAUUCUAAUAAUACUAGUAAUAGGGAACAAAACAGUAAUAGUACAACAAAGCCAGCGGCUAAGGUAAAUCUUUCAGCUAGUCUUGAGAGCUAUUGCGCUGAGUCUACAACGAUUGCAAUGGAUGUAACCGACGGUCCUUCCUGUUCGUCCUCAUUACCUUCGUCUGCGUCUUCUUCAGCUUCCAGUAGCAGCAAAGCGCUGCGCCAUUACCAGCAACAACAACUUGAUGCAUUUUCAAACAGCAACUCCAACGAUAGCCUUUCUUCAGACCGCUCCAUAUUUAUUCCAAACUUGCAGGCACUCAAAUCGAAAUCGACUGGCAAGGAGUGUUCUUCGGCACCGAACAAUAGCCCGGUUAACGAACCGUGCACAUCGUCGUCUUCGCCAUCACCUUCUUCUGCAAGUUCUGCCGGACCAUCGACAUCUUCCUCGUCUGCGGGAUCAACCAAACCCCCUUCAGAUUGCAGUUUAUCCUGUGCCACUUCGGUCAUCAAACAAACCGGAGAGUGCAGCAAGAAUAUCAAUCACAGUCCGAUUCCUUCAUCAAGUAGCAAUUCAACAUUGUUUUCGUUCAAUUGUCCCUUCAGUAGUGCUGACCGUGAAACAACCGAAGGUUGUAGUUCAGGACCAUCGACACUGGGAAGAUUUCCAUCCGCUUCGUCGAAUUUUGCGGACAACAUUACCGAUGAAGUUGAACCACAAAACUCUGCUCAUCGAAAUAAUCGCCAUGCCAACGAACGCAAUCGCGUAGAAGAUCCACUACUGGAACCAUCUCAAUUGUCUAUGCCAGCAGAGUUGGCUGCUGCAGUGGCUGCCGCUAACGCCAUCGAACACGAAUGCGACGAAGAUAACUGGGCCGACUGUGAGGAAGGUUCCGACGAAGAAAUCUGCACUUGUCGAGAUUACACUGACGACGAAGGACACGGCGGCGCUGGUGGGAUCGGAGGUGGUCACGCCAGCAGCGAAGACGAGCUACCGUCCAGAGACGUGGACCUGUCCAGUUAUACUCACAUGGAUGCCGCAGAGGACAUUUUGGUCCAUGAUCACUGUGGCAGCAGUAGCGCCGGUGGGACGACCACUGCCGCAGGUAGCAACGCACAAACGCCAAGACUACAUCGAAAGCGAAAACUGACAGAAAAUCGGCUACUUUUCGCCGGAAGCAAUGCCGGUUCUGCUGGUCGAUCCGUGGGGACCGGCGAAAUCGGUGCACUAGGCAACCAAUGCGAUGCCACCAGUUCCGAGUCGCUCAACUUUAGCAGCCGUAAAAGAUUAGCUUUAGAUAGUAACAGUUCGCCGAGAACGUCGUUACUCAGUCCGUCUACGCUAACUUCAACGCCAACUUCCUCAAUAUUGGGUGAGCGUAAAACUCCCCGCAGCAUCAUCCCAACCAAAGAUAAUCCUCCUCCAGAAUUAAACGAUUGGUUGCAACAAUUUCAACGAUGGACUCCGGUCGAACGUCUGGUGGCGGUAGACCGACUGAUCGAACAUUGCGAACCGACCCAGGUGCGAUACAUGAUGAAGGUUAUCGAGCCCCAGUUCCAACGAGACUUCAUCUCGCUACUGCCAAAAGAGCUAGCCCUGCAGGUGUUGUCCUAUCUGGAACCGAAGGAUCUGCUUCGUGCGGCUCAAACAUGCCAUAGCUGGCGCUUCCUGGCGGACGAUAAUCUUCUGUGGAAGGAAAAGUGCAAGGAAGCCGGCAUCGUGAUGGAAGCCUUCGGUGGCGACCGUCCGAAGCGGGGCCGCGCUGGUAAUAUGCCGCCGAUUUCGUCACCCUGGAAGGCAGCCUUCAUGCGUCAGCACAUCAUCGAGAUGAACUGGCGCUCAAGACCGAUCCGUACGGCCAAAGUGCUGAAGGGUCACGACGACCACGUUAUCACGUGCCUUCAGUUCUGCGGCAACCGAAUCGUGUCCGGUUCCGAUGACAAUACGCUAAAAGUGUGGUCAGCAAUCACCGGGAAGUGCCUUCGAACACUGGUUGGUCACACCGGUGGAGUCUGGUCGUCACAGAUGUCUGGAAACAUAAUCAUUUCAGGCAGUACCGAUCGCACAUUGAAGGUAUGGAAUGCUGAAACUGGACAAUUGCUGCACACUCUCUACGGUCACACAUCGACCGUUCGCUGUAUGCAUUUACAUGGAAAUAAGGUCGUUAGCGGUUCCCGUGAUGCAACCCUACGAGUGUGGGAUGUAAACGAGGGCACCUGCCUGCACGUACUCGUCGGUCAUUUAGCGGCUGUUCGCUGCGUGCAAUACGAUGGUAGGCUGGUGGUUUCCGGAGCCUACGACUACAUGGUUAAGGUGUGGAAUCCCGAGCGGCAAGAGUGUUUGCAUACGCUUCAAGGUCACACCAAUCGAGUUUAUUCUCUGCAGUUCGAUGGUAUCCACGUUGUCUCCGGUUCGCUGGAUACCUCAAUUCGCGUGUGGGAUGCGGAAACAGGUAGCUGCAAGCACGCAUUAAUGGGUCACCAAAGUUUGACGUCUGGCAUGGAACUGAGGCAAAACAUACUUGUAUCGGGAAAUGCUGACUCGACGGUCAAGGUUUGGGACAUUAUUACCGGACAAUGUUUACAAACAUUAUCGGGACCCAACAAACAUCAAUCUGCCGUAACCUGUUUGCAGUUCAAUUCCCGCUUUGUUAUUACCAGCUCCGACGACGGAACCGUCAAGCUGUGGGACGUUAAGACUGGCGAGUUUAUUCGUAACCUGGUAGCGCUAGAAUCCGGUGGAUCUGGUGGUGUCGUAUGGCGAAUCAGAGCAAACGACACCAAGCUGAUUUGCGCCGUAGGUUCGCGCAACGGUACGGAAGAAACCAAACUAAUGGUACUCGAUUUUGAUGUGGAAGGUGCCUGCUUGAAAUGCUCAUAAGUUUGAAUAAGUAUACUCUCAAUACUGUCUCUAAGAACUACCACCACCACCCCCGCACUCCAACUUAUUUUCUCGGUGCGACCACCUGCUGUCGAAAAGUCCCACAAUACAAGAAAAACGAUAACACGCUAUAUUUCCCAACUCCUGUUGAAAACUAUUGUUCAACCGAAUCGGUGGUACGUCAAUUUUGAGACAAUUGCACAGUUAGUUUGUAAUCACCGUAAGGUAAGAGGUAGAUAACCUGUAACGAUACAAAUAUUAGGACGUACGUCCCCGGGUAGGGACCGAGCGGAGCCAGCGGGGUAAAUAUUACUGUUAGAAAGGAAAUGCUUGAAACGCGUAACCGCCGAUAUCGUUUAGGUCGAAACCGGAGAAGAUAUAUACACCUAGAACAGUGCAUACAUCCUGCCGUACUGCUUUUUAUGAUGUCGAUGGCAUAUGUUUUUUUAAGAAUACUGUUGAAAUUUGUUUCUCUGUUGAGUUGAACAGUAUGCUUGUUUCUUUUUUAUUAACUUUACCACUAUGAUUUUGCUGUGAAAGGGAUGCAUCAGUUAUAUUUCGUUAUCCGUUUACAAUUGUUUAUCAUCGUGCGAUUUAAAGUUUUACAACCGAAAAGGGCACAACAAGAAUUGACAUUUUUACAGGACGCGAAAUAUCUUCUCCGUAUUGAUUCGAACUAACCGAUGGGACAAAUGCUUUAAUCAAUACAAAUAAAACGGAAUGGCUUUUGCUUUAGUUUAUAGUUGGAUCGAUCCUCAAUGUUGUAGGAGCGACGAAAAAAAAAACACAUCGAUUGAACUGGCAGGCGCAAGCUUUCCACCUUAUAAUCGGCUAAUAGUCUAGCAGUGUUUUGUGCGCUGAUGAAAUCCAACAAAAUCACAACUUAUCACACACAUAAUUUACGAAACACUCAAAUUCAAAUAGCUGAACAACAAAGUUAGGAAAAACGGAACACACAACAAAAGGAAACCGUUUUUGUCAAAUACACA
Sabethes cyaneus is the source of this 6005-nucleotide messenger RNA. RefSeq names its product F-box/WD repeat-containing protein 7 (gene ago). The transcript has 10 exons. Gene Ontology annotation, cellular component: cytoplasm; nucleus. The record is from RefSeq and is a predicted model, not a curated record. Gene Ontology annotation, molecular function: ubiquitin binding. Gene Ontology annotation, biological process: ubiquitin recycling; proteasome-mediated ubiquitin-dependent protein catabolic process. Bases 991 to 5016 code for a protein of 1341 amino acids. NCBI's taxonomy places the organism in Eukaryota, Metazoa, Arthropoda, Insecta, Diptera, Culicidae.